This is a messenger RNA of Closterium sp. Naga37s-1, 1938 nucleotides long. The record is from the annotation of a GenBank genome assembly. Lineage: Eukaryota; Viridiplantae; Streptophyta; Zygnematophyceae; Desmidiales; Closteriaceae.
AUGUCUGUGACUUCCGUUGUUUUUCUUUCUAAUGUGAAAUGUCUCAACCUCAACUUCCUUCCAUUUUGCCACCUCACCUUCUUCCAGUGGGGAGCGAAGACGCUGUGCUUUGAGUUUGACACCGAGCCGUACGCCCUGUCUCGGGAUGGCAACAUCAAGGUGGGUUGCAUGGCAUGGGAUGCCACCUCUCACCCUCUUACAGUGGGGAGAAAAGACGCUGUGGGAGUGAAGGCGCUGUGCUUUGAGUUUGACACCGAGCCGUAUGCGCUGGCUUGGGAUGGCAAGAUCAAGGCGAGCAUGCAGGAAGCGGGGGUGCGAGUGGUAACCCCAGUCAGCCACACCAUCUUCGACCCUGCUGAAAUCAUAAAGAAGAACGGAGGCAAAGCCCCCCUCACCUACCAGGCUUUCUGCAAACGAAUAGGACAACCCUCACCGCCCGUGGGAUCCGCUCCAGACAAACUACCGCCCCUGCCACCCCACCUCGCUCAUUGCGUGACUAUAAAAGCAGAAAGAGACCCAGGUCCAGGAGGAGCAGCAGAGGAAGCUGGGAAGUGCGACUAUAUUGAGGUCUUUGAAGUAGUGCCUACACUGAGCGAGCUGGGUUACUCGGAUGCAGAAUCUUUCCCAAAAGAGGACGUCACUCCUUUCCGAGGGGGGGAGGCAGAGGCUCUGCGCAGGCUUGACGACUGCCUCGCACGAACGAAAUGGGUGAAAGAGUUUGAGAAACCCAAGGGCGAUCCCUCCGCCCUCGACCCUCCUGCCACCACGGUUCUCUCUCCCUACCUUAAGUUUGGCUGCCUCUCCUCGCGCCCCAUGUAUGCGCGCAUUCAGGAGGUGCUUUCCAAACAGCCUGGCCACACAAAGCCGCCGGUGUCCCUGAUAGGGCAGCUGUUGUGGCGGGAAUUCUUCUACACAGCAGCGUACGGCACGCCCAACUUUGAUCGCAUGCAGGGCAGCAGCAUCUGCAGGCAGAUUCCCUGGAAGGUGGAUUCGGAGCUGCUGGCUGCGUGGCGAGAUGCCCGGACUGGCUUCCCCUGGAUCGACGCCAUCAUGAUGCAGCUCCGCCAGUGGGGGUGGAUGCACCAUCUGGCACGCCACUGCGUCGCGUGCUUCCUCACUCGAGGCGAUCUGUCGCAAAGAUCUCAUCGCCUCACUGCACAGCUCGUGCACUGGGAACUGGGCCGGGACGUGUUUGACCGCCUAUUACUAGAUGCGGACUGGGCCAUCAACAACGGCAACUGGCUCUGUCUCUCAGCCUCUGCCUUCUUUUCCCAGUACCACCGCAUCUACUCCCCCACAACUGACCUGCAUUAUUUGGUGCAUUGGGAGCUGGGGCGAGAUGUAUACGACCGGCUGCUGCUGGAUGGGGAUUGGGCCAUCAACAACGGCAACUGGUUCUGGCUCUCCCCUCCCUCACCCUGCUCCACUCCUCCCAACCCCUCCAUACUUCCCACUCCCGCAUUCACACAGUUGGUGCAUUGGGAGUUGGGUCGGGAUGUGUUUGACUGGGUACCACUAGAUGCGGAUUUGGCCAUCAACAACGGCAACUGGCUCGGGCUCUCCGCCUCUGCCUUCUUCUCCCAGUACCCCCACCACUGCUCUGCAUCUACUCGCCCAUCACCCAUCUGGGCAGGACGUGUGACUGGCUGCUGUGCUGUGGUGACUCACAACACACCUCCAAACCCUGUUCCCCUCCCUCUCUCCUCCCCACCCCUCACAUGGCAGCUAGUGCACUGGGAGUUGGGGCGGGACGUGUUUGACAGGUUGCUCGUGGACUCUGAUUGGGCCAUCAACAACGGCAACUGGCUCUGGCUCUCAGCUUCUGCCUUCUUUUCCCAGUACCACCGCAUCUACUCCCCUAUCACCUUCGGCAAGAAAUACGACCCCUUGGGGAAGUUCAUCCGCCACUUCCUGCCCGUUCUGAAAGGUAUGUUCUGA